Messenger RNA from Lizanozyma spartinae, 312 nucleotides. RefSeq lists its product as uncharacterized. Bases 1 to 312 code for a protein of 103 amino acids. Gene Ontology annotation, cellular component: mitochondrial matrix. The record is from RefSeq and is a predicted model, not a curated record. NCBI's taxonomy places the organism in Eukaryota, Fungi, Ascomycota, Pichiomycetes, Serinales, Debaryomycetaceae. The transcript has a single exon. Gene Ontology annotation, molecular function: protein folding chaperone; metal ion binding; protein-folding chaperone binding.
AUGUCUUUCUUGAAGAGUGCCCAAGCUUUAAAGCCAUUGUUUGACAGAGUUCUUGUUCAAAGACUCAAGCCAGCCACUCAAACUGUCAGUGGUAUCUAUAUUCCUGAAAAGAACCAGGAAAAGUUGAACCAAGCCACUGUCAUUGCUGCUGGUCCUGGUGUUAUCGGACCUAACGGUGAUACUAUCCCUACAUCUGUUCAAGCUGGUGACAAGGUUUUGUUGCCUUCUUUCGGUGGCUCUCCAGUCAAGAUUGGUGAAGAUGAAUAUUUGUUGUACAGUGACAAGGAGAUCUUGGCCAAGAUUGAAAACUAG